This is a messenger RNA of Nelumbo nucifera (sacred lotus), 650 nucleotides long. Its product is annotated as pathogenesis-related protein PR-4-like. NCBI's taxonomy places the organism in Eukaryota, Viridiplantae, Streptophyta, Magnoliopsida, Proteales, Nelumbonaceae. The record is from RefSeq and is a predicted model, not a curated record. Gene Ontology annotation, biological process: defense response to bacterium; defense response to fungus. Gene Ontology annotation, molecular function: RNA nuclease activity.
AAACCAUAUAUGUCUCAACAUUAAUUCUAGCUAUUAGGAAAAUGGGGAGUUGGAAUGUGAGCUUUGUGUUGCUCCUGCUAGUCUUCUUCAUUGCAGGUGCAGGUGUGUCCGUGUCUGCCCAGAGCGCAUCCAAUGUCUAUGCAUCCUACCACUACUACCAACCUGAGCAGCAUGCCUGGGACUUGAACGCAGUCAGUGCUUACUGUUCCACAUGGGAUGCCGAUAAGCCCCUUUCUUGGCGCAGCAAGUAUGGGUGGACUGCCUUUUGUGGCCCUGUUGGACCCACUGCCCAGGACGCUUGUGGCAAGUGCCUCUUGGUCACAAACACUGCAACAGACGCUCAGGCAACGGUGAGAAUCGUGGAUCAGUGCGGCAAUGGAGGCUUGGAUUUGGAUUGGGGUGUAUUCCAGCAACUGGACACUGAUGGCAACGGCUACAAUCAGGGCCACCUCACUGUAAACUACGACUUUGUCAACUGUGGCGAUUGAUAUUCUACUAAUACUUGCUAGUAAUUGUUCCAGAAUCCAAAUCACUAUCAAUAGACACGAAUAAAAUGUAUUUGGCUUCCCAAAUAAAAUGCAUUAAUCUAGAUAUCGAUUUCCACAAUCAAGGCCACCUUCUCAAUAAACUUCACCGACCUUAUUGGACUA